GGCAGGGAGUGAGUAGGUAGGUGUGAGGGCGAGAGAGACUGAGGCGCCGCUGUUCUCGCCGCCGUCUCCUCGGACGCCGGCGCGUCGCUCGGGUCCUCGGACGGCGGCGCCGCCGAGCCACUUCGCACAUACCACCGGCUGUUUGAUGAAAUGUCGACCUGCAGUUCCAAGAGGGCGCGAGGCGCCAGCGAUGGUGUCGACAGGCUCAGCAGCCUUCCCAAUGAGCUGCUCCACCGCGUGAUGUCCUUCCUGCCGAUGCCGGAGGUCGUGCGCACAAGUCUGCUCUCGCCGAGGUGGCGCUAUCUCUGGGUCUCUACGCCAUACAUCCACAUUGACCACCAGGACUUUAUGGAUGACAGCAAGCUCAAGAAUUUCGGGAACCACCUGCUGCUCUUGCGUGACGGUGCCACUUCCUUAGAUGAAGCCCAGAUAUCUGCCCACAAAGUUGUUGAUGGUACAACGUGUUGUGAGUGGAUCCGUCAUGCCAUCAUGCACAAAGUUCUUCUGCUUCAUGCUUCUGCAUAUGCCCGUUUGGAUAGCACAGCCAUGUUUCCUUCACAGCACCUCAAAAUAGUCAGGCUCAAAUCUAACUUGUUGAAACGUGGAUUCUUUAGGCAGCUGAACUGCGACUGCUCAGUGCUUGAACAUUUAGAGCUGGAGGGUUGCGGUUUGUCUGACGUAAACGAGAUCUCAUCGAGGUCCCUCAAGGUUCUACAUAUCAUUCGCUGCCAUAUCGUUAAGGGCCUCGUAAUUUGUGCUAGCAACCUUACCCAUCUCUCUAUCGUUGAACCAAGAUGUCGUUCUGGUGCUAUAGUAACUAGGGAUCUGCCUUCUCUAGUAACAGCUUCAGUUAGUCUGAGAUUCGACGAGUUUCAUUAUAAGGAAAACACAAUGCUGGGUCAUGGUCUACUUGAUGGCCUCUCACAUGCCACGACCUUGCAGUUGCAUGCACCAUUACCUGAGUUAGCACUCGAGAGAGGUUUGCGGACAUGCCCGGUGUUCAGCAACCUGACAAGUCUGGUGUUGGGUGAUUGGUGCAUGGCUGCUGACUUCUAUCCGCUGCGUCACAUUCUACAUCGCUCGCCCAAACUGAAGGAGCUAAGUUUCAACCUCGAAAUGGAGGAAUGUAGAAAAUGUAAGGAAUUGGAAUCUGCUUUGCCAUCAUCAAGGGGAGCUCCGUCGUCAGGCGCAGGCAGCCACCCUUGCAUCGAGAGGAUCAAGAUCCACUGCCAGAAAGAAGAUCCAAGGGUCGGUGCGUUGGUGCAGGCAUUGUUACUGGUCAGUGAUGUGGAAAUCGGCAUCGAGCGUCGCUGAACUAUGUUAAUCAAGACCUUGUUUUGUUUUGGGGACCUGCCACCAUUGGUCAGUGCUAAGUUAGUUUUUUGAGACAAAGGUGUUUGGAGUUCCUAUGUUAAUGAGAAAAGGGCCGCACUCCUUGUCAGAAA
This is a messenger RNA of Triticum dicoccoides, 1445 nucleotides long. RefSeq names its product putative FBD-associated F-box protein At5g56440. Gene Ontology annotation, molecular function: protein binding. NCBI's taxonomy places the organism in Eukaryota, Viridiplantae, Streptophyta, Magnoliopsida, Poales, Poaceae. The record is from RefSeq and is a predicted model, not a curated record. The coding region runs from base 151 to 1314 and encodes 387 amino acids. The transcript is spliced from 4 exons.